AUGCCAAAUUUCACGGAUGUGACGGAAUUUAUUCUUCUGGGCUUGACCAGCCGUCAGGAGUUUCAAGUCCUCUUUUUUGUGGUAUUCCUAGUGGUUUACAUGAUCACUCUGUUAGGGAACGUUGGUAUGGUCAUUUUGAUCAGCAUCAGUCCUCAGCUUCAGAGCCCCAUGUACUUUUUCUUGAGUCAUUUGUCUUUUGUGGAUGUGUGGUUCUCUUCCAAUGUCACCCCCAAAAUGCUGGAAAACUUAUUAUCAGAGACAAAAACCAUUUCCUAUGUGGGGUGUUUGGUGCAGUGCUACUUUUUCAUUGCCCUUGUGCACGUGGAGGUCUAUAUCUUGGCAGUGAUGGCUUUUGAUCGUUACAUGGCCAUCUGCAACCCUUUGCUUUAUGGCAGUAAAAUGUCCAGGGCUGUCUGUGUUCGGCUUAUCUCUGUGCCUUAUGUCUAUGGGUUCUCUGUUAGUCUAAUAUGUACACUAUGGACAUAUGGCUUACACUUCUGUGGAAACUUCGAAAUCAACCACUUCUAUUGUGCAGACCCUCCCCUCAUCAAGAUUGCCUGUGGGGGGGUCCACAUCAAAGAAUACACGAUGAUUGUCAUUGCUGGGAUUAACUUCACAUAUUCUCUCUGUGUGGUCCUCAUCUCCUACACCCUUAUUGUAGUCACCGUGCUACGCAUGCGCUCCGCUGAUGGCAGGAGGAAGGCAUUCUCCACAUGUGGGUCUCACUUGACAGCUGUGACCAUGUUUUAUGGGACUCUCAUAUUCAUGUAUCUCAGGCGGCCCACUGAAGAGUCCGUGGAGCAGGGGAAAAUGGUGGUUGUGUUUUAUACCACAGUGAUCCCCAUGCUGAAUCCCAUGAUCUACAGCCUGAGGAACAAGGAUGUGAAAGAGGCCAUCAACAAAGCAAUUGCCAAGGCAAACUUGGGGCAGUGA
This is a messenger RNA of Ailuropoda melanoleuca (giant panda), 933 nucleotides long. RefSeq names its product olfactory receptor 5M9. The coding region runs from base 1 to 933 and encodes 310 amino acids. The record is from RefSeq and is a predicted model, not a curated record. Gene Ontology annotation, cellular component: membrane. Gene Ontology annotation, biological process: G protein-coupled receptor signaling pathway. Lineage: Eukaryota; Metazoa; Chordata; Mammalia; Carnivora; Ursidae. Gene Ontology annotation, molecular function: G protein-coupled receptor activity; olfactory receptor activity. The transcript has a single exon.